Lontra canadensis (Northern American river otter) is the source of this 1830-nucleotide messenger RNA. Its product is annotated as T-cell-specific guanine nucleotide triphosphate-binding protein 2-like. Lineage: Eukaryota; Metazoa; Chordata; Mammalia; Carnivora; Mustelidae. The record is from RefSeq and is a predicted model, not a curated record. Gene Ontology annotation, molecular function: GTP binding; GTPase activity. The coding region runs from base 40 to 1365 and encodes 441 amino acids. The transcript has a single exon. Gene Ontology annotation, cellular component: endoplasmic reticulum membrane. Gene Ontology annotation, biological process: cellular response to interferon-beta; defense response.
UUUUUUCUCCUCCCCAUAGUGCCUUCUACUGCUCCAGCCAUGGGUCAGUCCCUCUCUUCCACAACCUCUUAUACAAAGGGUAGUGAUUUGGCCUCCGGCUUUGACAAGUUUUUUAAGAACUUCAAGCCAGAAAGCAAAAUCCUCUCUCAGGAAACCAUCGCAUUGAUUGAAACACACCUGAAGGCGGGGGACAUUCCCAGAUUGGCUUCUGUAAUUAGUGAUGCAUUGAGAGACAUUGACAAUGCCCCUCUAAACAUUGCUGUGACCGGGGAGCCUGGAACAGGGAAGUCCAGUUUCAUAAAUGCCCUGCGGGGGGUGAGGCACGAUGAAGAAGGGGCUGCCCCCACCGGGGCAGUGGAGACAACCUUGGAGAGAAUAGCAUACAAACACCCAAAACUUCCCAGUGUGACAUUUUGGGAUCUUCCUGGUAUGAUGACCACUACCUUUCAGCCACAGAAGUAUCUGAAGAAGAUGAAAUUUGGUGAGUAUGACUUCUUUAUUAUCAUCUCUUCUACACGCUUCAAAAUUAGUGAUGCUCAUCUGGCUGAAGCAAUUAGAAAAAUGAAGAAGAAUUUCUACUUUGUUCGAACUAAAGUGGACAGUGAUUUACAUAGUGCAAAAAUAAGUAAACCCAGCACAUUCAAUAAGGAUGAAAUCCUGCAAAGGAUCCGCAGUGACUGUGUGACUCAGUUGGAGAAUGCUAAUAUGGGUGACACUCAGGUCUUCUUAAUCUCCAGCUUUGAUUUGUCUGAUUAUGACUUCCCACACCUGGAGACCACCUUUCUGAGGGAGCUCCCAGCCCACAAGCGCCACAUCUUCAUGCAAUACCUGCCGAAUAUUACCGAGGCCGCCAUUGACCGGAAGAGGGAUUCCCUGAAACAGAAGGUCUGGCUGGAGGCCCUGAAGGCUGGAGCAUCAGCCACCAUCCCUUUCAUGGGUUUUAUCAGUGAUAAUGAUGUGGAGAAGCUGGAGGAGACUUUAACCCUCUACAGGUCUUACUUUGGGCUGGAUGAUGCAUCCCUGGAAACUAUAGCCAAGGACUUGCAUGUGUCAGCGGAGAAAGUCAAGGAAAACCUCACCUCUCCCCAUUUGCUAUCAGCUGAGAAGGGUGAUGAGUCAUUAGGAGAAAAACUGUUGAGAUAUAUGGAAAACUUCUGUGCUGUUACUGGAGGACCCAUUGCCAGUGGUAUUUACUUUAGGAAGAUAUUCUACUUGCAAAAUUAUUUCCUUGAGUCCGUGGUGAAUGAUGCGAAAGUUCUUCUUAAAAAACAAGAUAUUUUUAAGGACCCUGUUGAAUCUGGGCAAUCCUAUCUACCUCAGGAUGUCAGGAAUGAAAAUGGGGAAAAUGAGGCAGCCAGAUCCUGAAUUAUUCUCAGUAUUGGCAUGGCACGGGGACCUGGAAGGAUGACUUAAGACUUCCCUGAAGCAAUCCUGACCCACUCCCCUCAAGGUGUUUCACCGACGUUUCCAUAAUUCACUCUGGAGCAAACCAUGAACUUAAUGACUGUUAUUUGACAGUGAGAACAAUCAGCUCUAAAGAUUCUUUUCAUAUGAUCUUUCCUGGGAAAAUGAAUGACAGGAGUCUGGAAUUUUCUGCUGAGUUGAGAGAAUAUCUCUUUGUGUGUUGGUUACUACAUACCCAGCGCUGGUCUUUCUACUGACAUAGUAAUGAGAAAAGGCUGUUCACACAGAUCUUCAGAAAUUAUUUUUUAAAUGAUCGCAUACAUAGUCUAUUUUUGGCAUUCCUGUUAUUCUGUUGUGAAGGCAGAAAUUCUGCUCAGUUAAUGUUGACUGAUAUCCUACUUGUCCUUUCUAGGAUUAUCAUUAUAU